AUCAACAUGGCGGACAAUUUUCAAUAGUAAAGAUAUUUUUUUUGCCAUCUGAACAUGUGAAAUGGUUUGAAUAUUAUACACGUUAUUUGGACUAGAGAGGAUUUGCAAAUUAAUUUAAUGUCAUGACAGACCACAAAGAGGAGCAAGAGCUUGAACUAGAAGCUCUAAAUUCAAUCUAUCCGGAGGAAUUUUCCCUGAUUGAAAGUGAUCCAUGUUGUUUCCAAGUUUCAAUUUCUUGUGAACCAGAGAAAUCAGAAGAUGAAGACUGUAGAGUUUGUGCAACAUUGCAGUUCACAUAUGUAGACACAUACCCUGAUGAUGCCCCUGUCAUUGAAGUGCCAUCAUAUGAAGGGAUUGAUGAUUCAGAUGUAGAGAAUUUAAGAGAGUUUUUGGAACAAGAGGCACAGGAAAACCUUGGAAUGGCAAUGGUCUUCACAAUAGUAUCAGCUGCACAAGAGAAACUUACUGAGUUCAUGAAUAAGUUAAAAAAUAACAAAGAAGAUGAGAAGUUAAGAAAAGAGAAAGAAGCAGAGGAAGCCGAAAGAGCUAAAUUUACAGGAACACCAGUUACACUAGAGACAUUUGUUGCAUGGAGAAAAACUUUUGAGCAAGAAAUGAUCAAAACUAAAGUGAAUAAAGAAGAAACAUUUAAAGGCAAACUAACAGGUAGGCAACUCUUUGAGCAAGAUGCUUCAAUGGAAAAUUCAGAUGCAAUAUUCCUUGAAAGUGAAGUAAAAGUAGAUGAAUCUCUUUUCCAAGAAAUGGAUGACUUAGACCUUGAUGAUGAGGAUAUAGAAUAAAGCAAUUAUUUUUUUACA
Orbicella faveolata is the source of this 818-nucleotide messenger RNA. Its product is annotated as RWD domain-containing protein 1-like. NCBI's taxonomy places the organism in Eukaryota, Metazoa, Cnidaria, Anthozoa, Scleractinia, Merulinidae. The record is from RefSeq and is a predicted model, not a curated record. Gene Ontology annotation, molecular function: protein binding.